Rhinichthys klamathensis goyatoka is the source of this 1246-nucleotide messenger RNA. It is a transcript of the gene tmem88b, whose product is annotated as transmembrane protein 88 b. Gene Ontology annotation, cellular component: plasma membrane. The coding region runs from base 177 to 830 and encodes 217 amino acids. Lineage: Eukaryota; Metazoa; Chordata; Actinopteri; Cypriniformes; Leuciscidae. The transcript is spliced from 3 exons. Gene Ontology annotation, molecular function: PDZ domain binding. The record is from RefSeq and is a predicted model, not a curated record.
GCACGCCAAAUGAGAGCAAGGGUCAGUCUAGCACAGCAAGGAAAAACGUUUUUAGAAUUUUAGAGAUUCUAGAACUUUUUGAACAAGGAAUUCCAAAAAAGAACAAAGAGUGCAUGUUGAGUUAGACAAAGGCAACGAGAAGAAGAGGACUACUGGACUCUCAGCAUCGGAUCAGGAUGAGCAUGAAUGGCACACUGGAGAAGGGGGCUCAUCACCAGGCCCUCGACCUCUCCGAAGAGCUCCCAACCAACACCCAUCACCACCAUCACCAUCACCCCAGUUUCCAGCACACUAACUCCCUGGCCUCGACUGUGCCCGCCGGGACCCCGGUGGGGGGGUCUGGCGUGGUCGUGCCGCCGCCGUACUCGGCUGCGGAGGGUCCGCUGGAGCUGCGGGGGUCUCUGGACUGCUGGGCUUGUUCAGUGCUGGUGACCGCGCAGAACCUGCUGAUCGCCGCCAUCAACGCCUGCCUGGCUGGCUGUGUCUUCGGGCUCAUCCUCACUCCUGCUAUUGUCAUGGUGGUGUUCGGCUUUCUCUGUCAUUCAACGGUGCGCCCGCACGGAUCGCCGCCGUAUUGCUCGGACCUGCUGAAUGACGGCGGCUGCGUGGCUCUGCUGGUUGUGGGUUUCUUGCUAGUGACUCCACUCUUGGUUCUGGCCUUGGCCGCGUACUGUCGGCUCGCUCGUCACCUUCAGCUGGGUCUGUGUUUUAUUCCUUACAGCCGGGCCGUUUACAAAAACCUUCCCGCGACCCAGCACCGCGGCCUGGCAGGGGGAUGCUGUGGACAGCAAUCUGGGAAAAGAGAAGGGAAGGGAAAGGUGUGGGUUUAGAAGGAAAGGACUAGUACUGGAGAUAUGGAAAGUAUGGAAAGACACUACUUUUUGUGUGAUAUAUAUAUUUUAAUACUUUUAUGUGGGGAUUUUAAGGUCUGCAAUGUGUUAUAAGGAAUUCUUACUCAUUGAUUAACAUGUUUUAUAGCCAGACACACCAUGUUCGUCAAUUUGUUAUUGCACAAUUUCAGUACUUGACAUUUAUAGAAUAAUCAAAUUCAAAUAUCCAAAAAUGUUGUGCAUGUAUUCUAUGUAUAACGAACACUAUUGGCCUCAUACAAUAAGCACAUAUCUUUUAAGGCAUUGUCAAAAAUAUUUUGUCAUAUAUUUUCUUAUAUCUGUACAGUGUUGUGUAUUUUCUCUUUUCCUUAAAUAUGUUACAUUAAAUACAUAUCAGAUACUGUAAUUUCACAAAA